This is a messenger RNA of Mercenaria mercenaria, 3275 nucleotides long. RefSeq names its product G-protein coupled receptor 157-like. Gene Ontology annotation, cellular component: plasma membrane. NCBI's taxonomy places the organism in Eukaryota, Metazoa, Mollusca, Bivalvia, Venerida, Veneridae. The transcript is spliced from 4 exons. Bases 386 to 1528 code for a protein of 380 amino acids. The record is from RefSeq and is a predicted model, not a curated record. Gene Ontology annotation, biological process: cell surface receptor signaling pathway; adenylate cyclase-activating G protein-coupled receptor signaling pathway. Gene Ontology annotation, molecular function: G protein-coupled receptor activity.
GAUAUCUCGUGUGAACAUUUUUAAUUGUUUCGUCUGAAAUCAUGAUUUAGUUAGUUUUUUUUUAAUAUUUCAGAUUUAUUUAAUUGUGGUGUUUUCCACUGCAGGUUUUGGACACACCUAUUUGUAAUUGUAAUUAAAAAAUUGACUCCACUUUUGAAGAAAAUUAACAUGUAUUACUUGCUAUGAAAUUCAUUUUAAAAAUAUCAAGAGUGUGAAUUGUGACAAAACAAUAAGAUUCAUUGAGCUUUUUUUAAAAAAAAUGAGUAACACAAAUUUGCAUCAAAUAAUCAAAUGUAUCAAGGAUGUAACUUUUAUUUUUAAUAAUAAUGAGCGUGAUUGCUGAUAUCUUUACGGAAACAUAAAGACAAACAUAUAAAAAUCAAACAUGGAUGCUAAGUAUACAAUAGCAGUAUAUUUGUCAGCAAGUACUUGUGUCCUGUCGAUACUUGGAUCUUUUGCAAUCUUUGGAUCAUAUAUAUUCAUACCGGAUAUACGCAACUCAACUAGGAAACUCUUCACGUGCCUCACUGUUGCUGACUUUUUGACAGCAUUAGGAUACCUUUUAUCUGCUUUGGCACAUUUUGCUGGCACACAAGACAUAGUAUGCACUCCACAAAGCGUCAUGACAACAUAUUCUAGUAUUGUUUCCUUUUAUUUAACGAUCGCCAUAGCAAUCCACAUAUUUGCUACUGUGGUAUACAGAACAGACACAACUUCUUCUUGGAAGUUUCUGCUUUGGGCUAACAUUAUCAGCUGGCUUAUCCCUGGAAUAAUAACGGGUUUAGCUGGCGCAGAUCAUGUUCUUGAAAAAACCAAGACUGCAACAGGCUCUAGCAACACAACUGCAGGCACAGGACCGUGGUGCUGGUUAGAUCUUCAACACCAACGACAUAAACUAUGGAUAUUUCUGGCAGGAAAGGGGUGGGAAUUCCUGUGCUAUCUUAUUACGACGUCUGUAUACGUUCUUCUGAAAUUGUAUCGGUACCUGCGUCACAGACGACGAACGCUUAUAGAUAUACACGGAAGUCUAAGAGAAGAAGAUCAGAAUUAUCUUUAUAUUUGGUUUGUUCUGUACGUCCUACGGCUAUGGGGCUCUGUGCGCUCCAUGAUGUACCUUGCUGGUGUGGAUACAAUAUCGCCUGGUGAAGAGAUAUCUCAAAUAUUUAUGUAUAUGCAAGCAAUUGGCGAUCCGGGUCAAGCUUUUUGUAACUGUAUACUAUUUUGUUUCCUUGACCAAACAGUAAGAACGUACAUAUUUCGUCGUUGUUGUGACAUGCCAGAGGAUCGAACCUUGCAGGUAGGUCGGGACAGAUUAAUUGUAGACAGUCAUAACUACGAUGACAAUGAACCUGCGCAAGAAGAGAUAACACCUGACGGAGAAAACAGUGUUGAGCACUUUAGUGAACACUCUGGGAAGUAUAAAAGCUUUGGCACAAAUAAGCCAGAGAAUUUCACGCGAUGUGUUGAGAAUACAUCUGAUAGCAGUUCGAGAAACGUAUCUGUGCAGUCAAAUAGUUCGUCUGUAUAAUUGAAGGUUUAAUUAAUGUUGUGCGAAGGAAGUGCUCGUUACACUAUUUACCACUAGCAUUUCUGGUUAUACAUGUCCAGAAUUGUAUUGUACUUCAAAAGUCGUAUAAAGUUCUUGUUCAUAUUAUUCAAAUCGUGUAAGUAGAAUGUUCAAAUGCAAAGUGUAAACAGCACGAACAUGGUACUAGUAUAUGGAACUUUGGUAUUGUUUUAUUUUACACAUAAAACACUAAUUGCAACACUGAAAUACUGACAAUUUGGCAUCAAUGCCGAAGCAAACUGUGAUAAGUGAGCCGCACCAUGAGAAAACCAACAUAGUGCAUUUGCGACCAGCGUGGAUCCAGACCAGCCAGUCUGGUCAGGAUCCAAGCUGUUCGCUUUAAAACCCUAUUGCAAUUAGAGAAACCGUUAGCAAACAGUAUAGAUUCUGACCAGACUGCGCGGAUGCGCUGGCUGGUCUGGAUUCAUGCUGGUCGCAAAUGCACUAUGUUGGUUUUCUCAUGGUGCAGCUCAUUAUUAUAUUUAACUUAUAAGGUUCCUGUCCACUCAAUUAUACAGCAUUUCAUGCAUUAUUUGCGCUUUUGCUAUUCUUUUGAAUUUUGAUUCAUGAUUUGUAACUAAUACACUAUAUCUGCAGAUAACGUCGAGUCUAGGAUAUCUCAGGACUGAUAGUUUUACGAUGUAUAUAUUCAAAAGGAAGAUAGUUUUAAAAAUUUAAGAGUGAGAAGAACACAGAAACAACAACUUCUAUUUUCAGUGUUUUUCUUCUCUUUCAUAAAUUAAUUGCUAAUAGAACACUGUAAAAGACUAAGUGUUUCUGGAGAAAAGAAGUGUUCUUUUUGCAAAUUGCAUAUUAAUAGUUUUGGCUAAAUAUGAAAUUGGACUUAUCUUAGAGUUUUCGUGUUACGUAAAUUACAUAUGAGCAAAGAAUAUAAGAUGAAAGAGACAACGGUGUGCAUAUAUCGAUUACUGUGAAACAUUUAAUGUUUUUGGAAAACAUUUCAUGGUUUUGGCCAAUAAAGCUAUUUCGUCGGCUUAAAUUCGCAAAUGUCAAAGUUAAAAGAAAACAUAUACGAUUUUUCUUUAUUCGUUGGGAUUCAAUGUCGUCGACUGACAUAACAACGAAGUCCACAAUCAUUUGUUCCCCACACUGUCAGUAAGCGUAUGAUAACGAUACAUCUCACACUUUGUUUAUUUUUUGUUUUGUGCAUUUCAGUUAACAUUUUUGUUCAUUUAUUUUAUCCUUCCUGGAUCUAACAUGUAUGUUUUAUCUUUUAAUAUGACGUUAAUAUAUAUUACACUAUAUUAGCUGAUUGUUUUAAGGUAUAUAAUAAUACCGACAUCAUAUCGUCACGUAUUCAAGGUGAAAAUAUCUAAUUGCUUUGUGAGCGUUCUAUAGUUCUUCGUAUUUUAAAUGUCGAUUAUAGUAUCAUACCUUUAUUGAUCGCGGCUUGGAGGCCGCGAUUAUAUGGAAUAGGUGAAGUAUAUGCGCGCUGGGGAAAAUAUUUCAUGAUAGACCUGUGAAUUCUUUACUUAUGGGUGAAACAGGUCUCAUAAGCGUAAAUACGACUAGCUUCUACUGAUUAUAAAACAUACCGUACGAUUUGUUGUGAAUUAACUGUUGUACUUUUUGUAGUUCAACCGCCACCCUUGUUUAAGAGCAACAUUUAAAAAACACGUUUUUUUUUCAUCCUGAAGUAAUAAGUAAGUAGACUAGUACUCGCCCAGUGUAAUCAAUAACCCACAAU